This is a messenger RNA of Ictalurus punctatus (channel catfish), 1919 nucleotides long. RefSeq names its product epithelial stromal interaction 1 (gene epsti1). The record is from RefSeq and is a predicted model, not a curated record. NCBI's taxonomy places the organism in Eukaryota, Metazoa, Chordata, Actinopteri, Siluriformes, Ictaluridae. Bases 140 to 1234 code for a protein of 364 amino acids. The transcript is spliced from 11 exons.
GUUAGACACGCCUUAGAUAGACCUGCGAGCUACUGGGUCACUUCUCUCUCUGCUGAUUUAGUAGCCUAGCACUUAACGAAGGACUCUCUGAGAAGCCCAUUUUAUUCAAUUAUAAAUAAGCUUGAAUCAGUACCAAAUUAUGAAUCCGAAUAGGAGCGCUGACAUAUGGACGGCGCCAAACACUGGACCGAACCACAGAGUGAACCAAACGCAAAUGGGUGGAAAUGAGAAUGACUCCACAAACCAAAACACACAGCCUCAAGGUUCUCGGAAUCCGACACACUCUGAUGGAUACACCAUGAUUCCACCGAAUGAAUCAAGACGGGACAAACUGCUGAGGAUGUCACAGAAAGAACUGGAGGAUCACCAGAGAUGGAAGGAGGAACAUCGGCCUGGCCCCAUUCAGUUGGCCCCAGAGAAGCUAGGUGGGGAUGUAUCAUUGUCAGAGGUACGACAGCGACAGCAGGUGAUGAACCCCCAGUCUAAACUCCAGAAAAAGCUCAAACAACAGGAAAUGAACAGACAAAAAAGGCAAGCAGAGGAAGAAGAGAAUCAGAAGAAGAAGGCCAUUCAGAGAGAGAAGGCCAACAUUCUCGAAAUGAAGAAAAAGCGGGAGGAGGAACGGAGAAGGGAGCUGUACCAACAAGAACUUCUAAUGAAAAGAGAAGCGCAUCUUCAAAGGCUCGAGAAGUCCCGCUCAGUUCCUAUGGCAGCGAGCAGCUCCGCACCCGCGUCAUCUUGGACUCGAGCGCACGAAUACAGGGAGGCCAGGAAGGCCGAGGAUCAGGUGACCCUACAGCAGAACAAAGAUGAGCAAAGGAGAAAGAGUCAAAUUUUGGAAGAAAAACAUAAACAAGAAGAGGAGGACAGGAAAAGACGAAUGGAAAAUGAACAUCUGCGGGUGAACUUGGCCUUCCUAGACAGACUGGAGGCGAGAGGAUCAGGUAGUACGUCUGAGUUGCUCUCCUGCACGCCGGAGCUUGGUAAUGUCUGGCAGACGGAAGAACCGCAGGACCCUGCCUCAUCCCCUGUGUCCUUCCCAUCAGAGCUCCACACUGACAGCGCAGCAGAGGAGGGUAACUCAGAUUUAUGCGCCAGACAUUAUACUGACAUAGAAUGGGUUGUAAUGAAGCUUCAGACUAAGUUUCCUUUCUGUGAGCGAAAAUAUCUGGAAGACAUCGCCUCUCAGUGUAACGGCAAUUACCAGCAAGCUUAUGAUCUACUCAAUGCAUGAAUGAGAAAGUUAUUGGCUCAAAUAUUUACUGUUGGGGACACUAUAAGCUUUACUACUUUUUGUUCUCAGUUUUUUUUUUUAGCAUGAUAGUAAUUGGGCUAUUUUUUAAAAUUGUUUUUUCCAGUAACAAGCUACUUUUUCAUUAUGAAACAGUGUAGCGGUUUGUCAUACAACACCAUCUUGCUACUGUUUCCCUUUUCUCUACUAGUUCAAUGUUAGUUUUGAAUUAAGCAAAUCGCAAACUGUGCAAACUAUUGCAUCUUUCAGGAACUAAGUUUUAUAUAUGUACCCGUAAAUGUAUAUUGGGGCACAGGCCUCAGCUUUCAAUGACCUGUGUGGAGAAUAAUAAGAUCACACUAUAUGGCUACACGGGAUGCAGUUUGCACUAGUGAAGAAAACAAAACAUGUUCAUCAAUACUUAUAACUGUGAAAGAUUCACAUCGCAACGCAUGCAUGUAUAGUAGCUAGCUACUUUUACAAAUAAGUAGUUUGACUAUAGCAUAGCUAUUUUAAAUCAUGAGUUACUUGUAGUUGGGCAAUUUACAGUUGCAAAGUAAAGUUCCCAACACUACAAAACAUAUACACAAAGACAUUGAAUUCAAUAAAGGUGUUUGAGAAAGAUUCUCUGUUAAGACUUCCAUGUUCUGUAGUUUGAUCAUAAUAAAUAAAGUUUCCUCAUAACUUA